Paramecium pentaurelia is the source of this 4641-nucleotide messenger RNA. The record is from the annotation of a GenBank genome assembly. Lineage: Eukaryota; Ciliophora; Oligohymenophorea; Peniculida; Parameciidae.
AUGUUAUAAACACAUAUGUACCUAUUAGCAUUGUUGCCAAUUAUAGUUCUGUCUACUUGUGGUAUGUAUUUAUUUUUGAUUUGCAAGUGACAAAGGAGCUAUAAGAUCAUGUUUAUCCAACUGUGAAAGAAUAUUACAAAUGGGAAAUCAGAAGAUUUAUUUAAGGUGAUAAUUUGAUAUAUGAAUUGGAUUCUCCUACAACUCUAUUUCAACUUGAAUAACCUUUACAUAAAAUCAGUGAAGAAGUUCAUUUUGCUCGUAAUAACAAUAUUAAUACUUUUAGCACAUAUUGAAAUUAUAGCCAUAAGAGCUUUUGAUAUACCAGAAACUGGUGCAUGGACUAAUGAUUUUGCCUUCAUGGGUCAAGAUCCUGAGGACAAUUCUUGGUGGAUUUACUAUGCAGAAGGGUAAUGAAAAUAUACCAUAUCAUCAUAGAAAAUAAAUAUAAAUGAAUGUGGCUCCUUCAUUUACAAAAGAAAUUCAAUUCAUAAAUAACAAUCGUUUAAUGAAAUGUUUGGAUCUUGAAUAUAUUGACAGAGAUACAUUUUUAGUUGAUUGUAUUGAACGAUAAGAACAAACAGGUGAUGAUCCUAUACCAGGAAAGAAUUAUGUUUAUAUUAUUAAAAAGGGUGAUCCUCCUGUUAUUACCUCAGAAUUCACAUACUCUAGAAAAUAUUUGACUGUUACCGAUAGAAAGGUAUAAUAUCAUGUUUACAAUGCUUAAAAUAUUGGUGAUGAUUCAAAUGAAGAGCCUCUAAGAAUUUUAUUAAGAGGUUAAUAUGCCUAUGGUACUCCAGGUAGUAGUAUUACAAAUCUUGAUGGAGAUUGCAUAAUUGAUUUGUUAAAAAAUAAUGAUAAGAAUGAUAUUGUAGAAACUAUUUAACAUUUGGAUAGAGGAUUAUUGAUAUAAGAUUUAGGCAUAAAACCAGAAGAUUAAGAAAAGUUUAAGUUUACUUUGAUAGAUUUUAAAAUAAUGCCAAAUGGUGAUAUCUAUGUAUUGGAUGCCUAUAAUGGUAUAUAUAUUUAUUACAUAAAUUCAAAAUCUGAAUUCAAAUUUAAGAGUAAGAUUGAUAUUGGAGAGGAUUUAGCAUAUGCAUUUGAUGUUAAUAAUAAGAUAGAUUAUUAAGGUAUUAGUCAUGUUCAUAUUGCUGUUGUUCAUUAAAAAUCAGUUGUUGAAUAUAUUGAUGGAGUAUAAAAAGGAGGAUGGUUGAAUGCAUUUGAUGCUAAACAUCCUUCAUUUAUUUUUGCAAGUUAAUAAUUUUUGAUUGUUAAUCCAGGAGGAAAUACAUUCUAUCUUUACAAUUCAGAUCAUCAAUACUUAAUUCAUACAGAAACUUUACUCACUAAAAUAUAUUUGGCAAAUCCUUAUGAACCAGAUCUAAUUGCUGUCACAAAUUCAUUUGCAUAUAGAUAUGAAAUUGGAUAUGCAAGAUUAGCAGUACAUUCAUAUGAUGCAACACUUGGAGAUAAUGAAGUGUAAUUCUCAGCAAUUGGAGAAGAUUAAAGAAGGUGUUCAGCAUCACUAAAAUAUCAAAUAAUUAAAGAAGGUGAUACUAAUAUUUAUCCUGUUGAUCAUAUUCCAUUUCCAAAUAUUAUGUAAUAUCCUUCUGAUCCAUUUUAUGUUUAAGAAUUAGCAGCAGGACCAAAUUUGAUAUAUACAAAUGGAGAUGAUUCAUAAAAAGAUCAUGUUAUUGUAGAUGUUCACACAGUUUGGGAACUUAAUGUUACUGGAUUGACUUAUCCAACUGUAACUGAUGUGGCAUAUGCAGAUAUAUUAAUUGAUCCACAUUGGGUUGAUGAACAUAAAUUUUGGUUCCUUUAUUAAUUAGAAUCAAGUAAAUAAAUUGAAAUAUUUGAAUGCACAACUUAAUCAUAUUUAUCAAGAGAUGUUCAUUGUGAAGAACAUGCAAAAUUCAAAAUUCCAAAUGUAUUAAAUCCAAGUACAUCAUAAUUUGAUUGGGAUGCAGAAGAAGGAGAUGUAUUAACACUUUAAUUUAUUGAACAUGAUUAUUAAAUUUCAAUAUAUGAAAGUACUCAUGAUUAAUCAGCUCCAUUAUUUGCUAUAAAAUAUGAUGAAUUACCUGAAAAUAAGAUUACAUCAUUUACUGUAUUAAGAAAAGCUAUUUAUGUUGUAUUACCUAAUAAAAAAGAAGUUGAUGCUUGGUUUGGAUUCUUCCCAACUCCAACAAAACAUAUAAUUUCUAGUUAAACAAUGAAAGAAUAGGGAAGUGAUAGAAUAUUUGAACCAAUUAGAGUAUUUGGUAAUCCUGCUUUAAAAAGUGAAUUUGUAUUAAUUUAAUCAAAAGAUUGCAUAUUCUUUGGAGACAUGAGAAAUACUUUUACUUUAAUUUAUAUAUUUGAUAUACUUCCUGAUGCUGAAGUUAGAGCAUAUUUAGGAAUGAGAACAAUCUUUAUAGUUUAAAAGAGUGUUUCCUAAGGAUUCAAGAUCUAAGAAUAUAAUUAUGAAAAAUUGAGUAACAUUUACUUGAUGAAAGAAUUACCAUUAUAUGAUUAUGUUAUUCAAACUCCAUUAACAACAGAUUUCUGUUAUUAAACUGGAUUCUUAUUUGUACGUGCCUUAGAUCCAUCUACAUAAGAAACUGUAAUAUUAGUAUAUGAAUCAGAUGUACUCUAUUAAUUAUCAUUACAUAAAGUAGUUAAAACACAUUUAAAAAUUAAUGAUGGUCAAGUUAUGAAUAUGGCUGCUGCUGGACGUGAUUAAAUGUACAUGUAUGUCAAUAAUCAAUAAAAUGUAUAAAAGAUGGUUGGAUUCUUAAGAGAUGCUGUUGCUAUAUUAUAACCAUCACAUCUAUCCAAUUAAUAUGUUACAAAUUUGAAGGCUACUGUCAAUAUCACUAAUUAAGCUACUACUAAACCUAUGUCGAUUUCAUAUCCUAUUAAAUAUAUAAAUACUUAAACUUAUAUUCAAAUUAAUUAAGAAGAAUUGACAAAACAAAAUGGAUAAUUUACAUUUAUUAAUUAAGCAGCAGAUUAAUAUAUGGAAAUUAAAACAACAGGAUGGUAAUCUGGAUAAGUUAUUAAAUAUGAUGCCACAUGUGAAUAAUGUGAAUCACAUUUAAUUUAAAUGGUUAAUCCAGUAUAUCAUAUUACUGAUGGAUCACAAUAUCAAUAACAUUUUGUAGAUGGAGUUGCUGUAGGAAAUGAAAUGAUCUUUUAAACUAUUGAUUCAAUUAUAUUUUAAGAUGCAUCUGGUAAAUGGAUUGGAACACAUAAAUUACCAGUUGGAAUUGGUGCUGAUUGUAUAUCAAUAACAGCAAGUGAAGAUGGAAAAAUGGUAUUUAGUGGAUGUGAAGAAAAAGGUGUUGUUAAUAUUUAUCUAACAUUUUGUGAUGGUAAAUCAUGCACAGCAGCUACACCUACAUUAUAAUAAAUUGCUUAAGGUGCAAAACAUCCAUCCAAAUUAUUAUAUAAAGAUGGAAUACUCUUUAUUUUAGAUAAUUAUAAUAGUAAACCUAAUUUAUAUGAUGGAACUGUUAGAAUCCACAAAGUUACUCUUAAUUAAGAAGCUAAAACUUGGGAUUUAGAUGCAGGAAAAGUUAUUAAUUCAUAAUUCUUGAGCACUGAAAUUAAUAUUCCAUUUUAAGCUGCAGAUUUUGAUGUUAUCAAAUAUCAAGUUGGUAAUGUUAAUUAUUAUAAACUUCUAUUAUCUAGUACUCUUAAGAGAGUAUGGUUUGUUGAUCUUUAUUGGGAUAAUGGAACAAUUAAAUAUGGAUAACAUGAUAAAUUUGAAAUCUUCAAUUUAAUUGGUCAGAAUUUAGCAAUUGAAGAAAUAACUAGAUUUUAUUAAAUUAGAGCAAUUAAAUCAACUAUAAAAGAUAAGAAAUUAUUAACAACUGCUUUAGUAUCUACUGAUAUAAUGGCAACUUAUGCUGUCACUUUUACUUUUGAUAUUUCAGAUCCUAUUAAAGGAGCACCUGUAGAAUUUGAUGGUACCAUUCCAUUCUUACUUGCUAAUUAUGGUACAUGGAAACAAUUAAAUAAACUUACACUCUUUGAAGAUCAUGUUGCCAUUGCUUAUACUAAAGAUAAGAGUAUCUUAGCUGCUGUUUAUCAAAUACCAAUUAUUGAUCAUAAUGCUAUUUAAGAAAGUUAAACUAAAAUUAUUACUCUUAUUGGAGGUGAAGAGGAUGAAUAAUAAACAUUCAUCUCUACAUAAUUUGUCAUGACUCUUUCAAAAGAUGUUGCAUUAGCAAGAGUAUAUAAUAUUAUAUUAUAAUUUAUAGCCUGUUCUUCAUACCAAUCUUGUAUAUAAUAUUGCAUAAAAAGAAAAUAUGUUAAUCAAAUAUGGAGUCACUGAUUAUCCAAGAUUAUUUAUUUAAAAGGGAGAUCAAAUCAAAGAAUAAAGUGUAUUUAUAACUGCUAGAAAUGAUUAUGGAACAGCCAAAGCAGUCAUACAUUUAACUAAAAAAAAUCCACCUGGUCCAAAUCCUCCAGGUCCUGAUCCAGAUGAUGAUAAGUAAUUAUUAUAUAUAUAUUACUUUAGUAAAGAGAGCAGUAAUUGGUGGUGGAUUACUUUACUCGUAAUCUUUGGAGUUGCUAUUAUAGGUGUUGGUGGAUACUUUGCUUAUUCAAAAUAUAAAAAUAAGAAUAAUGGUCCAUUACAUGUUUAAUCCUAUUGAU